Molecule: messenger RNA, 2191 nt
Organism: Anopheles arabiensis
Lineage: Eukaryota; Metazoa; Arthropoda; Insecta; Diptera; Culicidae
Product: probable oligoribonuclease
Exons: 2
Coding region: 99-785 (228 amino acids)
Cellular component (GO): mitochondrion
Molecular function (GO): nucleic acid binding; 3'-5'-RNA exonuclease activity
Source: RefSeq, a predicted model, not a curated record
CGCGUAUCUCGGGGACUACCUGUACUUCCUUUUUGGAAAUGUAAACAAACAAAUAGCAAACUUCUGAAAACACGUGAACUAAUCAACAAUACAGUUCAAUGCCGGUGUUGCUUAGCAGUUUGCUUAAGUUUAGUAAAAAUAGUCGAGUAACAAGUUGUUACAAAUUGUGGCAUACGUUGUCCGCUGUAUCCAAAGCAAAUAGGAGCACCAUGUCCGAAACUUCAGUUCAAAAUUUAGUGUGGAUAGACUUGGAAAUGACGGGGCUGGAUGUGGAAAAGGAUCGAAUUUUAGAGAUCGCUUGCAUUGUAACCGACAGCAAAUUAAACAUUAUUGCAAAAGGACCAAACAUAAUCAUAAAUGAGCCUGAUGCUGUUCUGGCAGGAAUGAACAGCUGGUGCAAGGAUCAUCAUUCAAAAUCGGGAUUGAUAGAAGCUGUGAAGAAAUCUACCUACAGUGUAGACCAGGCGGAGAGGGAUGUAUUGGAUUUUGUUAAAAAAUACUGUCCUGAGCGAAAGUGCCCGAUGGCAGGAAAUAGCAUUUAUAUGGACCGCCUGUUCAUUAUGAAAUAUAUGCCGACAUUGAAUGAAUAUCUUCAUUAUCGUGUGAUAGAUGUAAGCACGGUGAAGGAAUUAUGCAAACGAUGGAAUCAAAACGUCUAUAACUCUUCGCCACCGAAAAAGCUUGCCCAUCGUGCUUUGGAUGACAUCGAAGAAAGCAUUAACGAGAUGAAAUAUUACAAGAGCAUGUUUUUCAACUCAGUUGAAACUAAAAUUGAUCGCGACUAGGAACCAGAGAUUUGUGAAUACAUAUAUCGCUCUAAAACUUUAGUUAAUAGUGUGAUUUGCAGUCCUUUUCCCAAACUCGAUCGUAGAGUGUCGACGACGGCGAACGAAUUUGUGGGCCACGCGAAGGAUAACUCAACCCCUCUCGGAUAUCUUUUCGUCCGUUAGACACCAAUAAUGAUCCCUUUAGUUGCUCACCCAAAGGGUUUUUUUAGGGAAAACAUCAAAUAACAAGAGUGUCCGAAGAGGAUCUGCGAAACGCAAUCGUCCAGCUCACGAAUCUCGUCGCGAAGCAGCACCAGCAGAUCAAAAAUUUAGCAAAUUGAAAUUUUUUGACGGCGGCUAGCGAAAGCGAGACGAAAAUCGAGUCGUUGGUAAAUGGAAUCAAGGUUUCCUGUACGAUCCGGACGGAGGAGUUUUCUUUGAUGCAUGGUACGCUAGGUAUGAAUACGUCUUCAUUCAGGACGCUAGACGACGCCGCUCGUGUGAGAAACACGGCCUUAAGUAGAUAGAUAAGGGGGAAUCACCAACAAUAGAGCAUCUACAAACGUUUCUUUCAGUGUACCGAUCAACACCCAACCGGAAUACACCUAAGGGAACGUCUCCAGCCGAAGCGUUUUUAAAAAGAACGAUUUGCACUACGUUAGAUCUGUUGAAGAAACCAUCUCCUUCGACUGCAGCCGUUAAUCACAAACAAAAUCAGCAAUUCAACAAACGGCAUGGAGCGGUCAAGCGAUCAUUAGUAGAGAAUGACUUGGUGUAUGUUGAACCCAUGUUCCAUGGGAAGUUUUAUUAAAAUAAGUUGGUACUACUGCUGUAGCCGGCAAUCAUAUUUCUAUUAGUUUUAACUCUAAGGUGCCAGCUGAUGUUCCUGUUGUUUUGUGGGUUUACGGGGUUUAUCGGAUUAUCGGUAUUUUAUUAUCACCACGUAAGAGAACAGGAUGUGUGUGCCGAACCGAUCACUUCGGUGUCGAUCAAACGAGAGAGCUUCGUUACCACAUUGCCACUACUUAUAAAGCCUAACUGAUUGCCUCUCGCGGGCACUCACUAGCUUCGGGUUUGCUAUAAACUAAAGCAUGCGUCACACUACACUAACCUUAACAUACAGAUCCCAUAACACUGUUUUUGAAAAUCCGCAAACAACCAAUGAACAGCCAUCUGCGUCAGCAUCGGAAUCCAUUGCAUCCGAAUCCGUCGCAUUCGAAUCCAUCCAAAGCUACUACGUCGUUCCGUAAGAAUACGAGAAUCCCUCGAUGGCUCUCAUCAUACGACCUUUACUAAAAAGGGGCAGAUGUAGUAGCCUAUGACUACCAAACAGUGGAUUUUGGCUCAGCAGAAUUUCGCUUCCUAGGCAUAGUAGCCUAUACCUUCUGUCGUAAUAAAUUAGUUCAUAGUUAAUCACCAAACGA